Messenger RNA from Funneliformis geosporum, 699 nucleotides. The record is from the annotation of a GenBank genome assembly. Lineage: Eukaryota; Fungi; Glomeromycota; Glomeromycetes; Glomerales; Glomeraceae.
AUGCCUAAAUCAAUGCAUACAAGUAUAAUUCGAAACGAAGUAAAUGAUAUUAAACCAAUUUUCCCUCCUAUUUUGACAGAAGAUGAACUCAUUAAGAAUGCUAUUAAAUCCAAUUCAUCCAACAACAAAGCUAAAACACUUCCGAACGCCUUUAUCGCGUACAGAAUGGCUUUACAAAAGGAAUAUCAUAAUAAAAAUAUCAAGUUACCUCCAAUGAAUCAAUUAUCAAUAAUAGCAAAAAAUGCUUGGGAAAAAGAACCGAAAGAAGUAAAAAAAUUUUACAAAAAUCUAACUGAGGAAGCUAGGUCUCUGUAUAAUCAAAAAACUCUUCAAAUCGUAUUUGAUAAACACAUGAAUGAAGUUGAACAUGAUCAAGGAAGAGGGCAAUUUUCGCCUCUACAUGUGAAGGAUGUAACUUUUGAAGCAGAUACGGGUUAUUUCUAUAAUACCCAAAAUAGAAACGUUGAGAAUAUGAUCCAUACGCGACAUUCAUCCAGUGGAUUUUUUACGAUUGAAGACUCUACUGUCGGUACUAUAGAUCCAUGUUCUGGUAACGGGUCAACUAGCAUUUCUCAAGUUGGAACUUAUCCCAAACAUAACUUUUUAGAAAAUCCUAACAAUCAAGAGUAUAAGCAAAUGCUGGUGCAAAUUAGUUUCAAUUUAUUUAUACACGAAUUACGUCAAAAUUAUGAUUUUUAA